Arabidopsis lyrata subsp. lyrata is the source of this 796-nucleotide messenger RNA. RefSeq lists its product as uncharacterized. The transcript has a single exon. NCBI's taxonomy places the organism in Eukaryota, Viridiplantae, Streptophyta, Magnoliopsida, Brassicales, Brassicaceae. The record is from RefSeq and is a predicted model, not a curated record. The coding region runs from base 186 to 680 and encodes 164 amino acids.
UAUCAUAUUACAACUUUACAAAAGGGCCCAAUUUUGAAUGUCAGGUGAUAUAAUACAAUUUUGUGUAAAUAAUCAAAAACCCCUAAGGAGUCAAGUUAUCUACAUCUUUGCCAUCAACAAUGUCCACACACACAAAAUUAUCAUCUUCGAGAGUGGUGUAGCAGAAGAAACAGAGGAAACUGAAAAUGGUGGUGUUAGUCUUACAGUCUCUUAAUUGGUACGUACAUGGAGGAAUCAUGAAGACAAAGAAGAAGAGGCAUUUGAUGCGUAUUGUCCAAGCCAUUGAAAGAGACGAUUCUUCUUCUUCUUCUUCAGAGAGAUUCGAAAUUGAUAGAGAUAAAGCAAGAGAAGCUCUGAAACAGCUUGAUCAACAAAUCGAAUCUCAAGCUGAUGAAAAACCAAGAAUCAUCAUCAAGACAUCAUCAUCAGAUGUGGUCAGAACCAAUAAUGAUCCAAUCAUGUUUGAAGAACCACCUGAGAUCUCCGGAUCGUUUCUCACAAGUUCAGCUUUUGUUCUCUUAGCUCUUACCUUGUUCUACAACAUUUUGUUCAUUACAGUGAUAAAACCAUCCAUGGAUGGACCAGAAUCAGUUCCAGAAGAAAACAGUGUUGCUAUGUCUGAUUCUGACAUUGUCAAGUUUCCACUUUCAUCUUUGCCUGAAAACACUUUCAAACAGUAGAAAUCUUUACGUUAUUAUUAGUGUAUAUUCUUGUAUAUUACAUCUUCACUGUUUUCAAUGCUAAAAUGUCCAAAGAAAACACAAUGGAACUGAUCGUAUAAACAAAAUUGGAGCUU